UUGGUCACAGAUUUAAUGGCUCCGGCAGUGAUACCCGUGUCUCGAAAACCAUCCAAUUAUGAUGAGAUUUAUAUGCAGCAGAGCUUGUUGUUCUCUGAUAGUCUCAAGGAUUUGAGAAAUCUAAGAUCACAGCUCUACGCAGCAGCUGAGUAUUUUGAACUGUCCUACACCAAUGAUGACCAGAAGCAGAUAGUGGUAGAAACAUUGAAAGAUUAUACCUUCAAAGCACUUGUGAAUACAAUAGAUCAUUUAGGUUCCGUGACAUACAAGGUUAACAAUCUUUUGGAUGAACAAGUUGAAGAGGUUUGGGGAACCGAGAUUCGAGUAUCUAGUAUCGAACAGAGACUACGGACAUGCCGAGAGUGUAUCGAUCGUGAAAGGAUUUCCCGGCAGUCACUGGUGAUUAAUACUCCGAAGUACCACAAACGGUACAUCUUGCCAGUCGGAGAGACCAUGCACGGUGCGAACCGAACAAAGUCGAAAUACCUCGGAUGCAGCCUAGACGACGAAGAUGACUGGCAUCAGUUGAGGAAUGCUGUCCAAGCAUCGAUUCGAGAAACACCGACAUCUUCAGUUCGGGAAACCCUGACACCUUCAAUCAGUAAUGACAGUUUCAGAAAAGGACGUUCACCGUCCCCGUCCCCGCAGCCUCCACAGCGAUCUUCGACCUUUUCCUUUACUGUCACGACACCGAAGAAAGAACUAGAGAAGCGAACGGUAUCACCGCAUCGAUUCCCGCUUUUACGCUUGGGGUCUAUGAGCAGGCCUGCAUCGCCAAAUAAGAGCCGGCCUACUACUCCGAAUUCAGCUGGUGCAAGAUGGCGGUAUCCAUCGGAGCCCCGAAAAUCAGCCUCGAUGCGAUUUCAAACCGAGAAAGACACCGAGCAAGUCCCGAGCAAAAGCAAAAGACUACUGAAAGCAUUGCUUAGUCGUCGCAAAUCGAAGAAGGAUGAGAUGCUGUAUAGUUAUUUAGAUGAAUACUGAGAAAAAA
This is a messenger RNA of Hibiscus syriacus, 991 nucleotides long. RefSeq names its product protein ABIL2-like. The record is from RefSeq and is a predicted model, not a curated record. The transcript has 9 exons. NCBI's taxonomy places the organism in Eukaryota, Viridiplantae, Streptophyta, Magnoliopsida, Malvales, Malvaceae. The coding region runs from base 16 to 984 and encodes 322 amino acids.